This is a messenger RNA of Eruca vesicaria subsp. sativa (arugula), 975 nucleotides long. NCBI's taxonomy places the organism in Eukaryota, Viridiplantae, Streptophyta, Magnoliopsida, Brassicales, Brassicaceae. The record is from the annotation of a GenBank genome assembly.
AUGUUUUUACUUUAUCUUUUUUUUUUUAAACCAGUGCAUGAAGAUUUUAGGAUACAAAAGAAGACCGAAGAGUUACAAUUGGACAACAGAAUUCCAACGUCGAAGACAUCAUCGGACGGUGAUGUGUUUUUAGCACCUGAGGUGAACGCAUUUGGUCGACAGUUCAGGGACUACGCGGAUGCGCACAACGAGAGGCAGAAGAGCGUUGAGGAGUUCUACAAAACACAACACACUAACCAAACUUUAGACUUUGUAAAGAAAAUGAGACUCGAGUAUGGAAAACUGGACAAGAUGGUGAUGAACAUUUGGGAAUGUUGUGAACUUCUUAACGAAGUGGUGGACGAGAGUGAUCCUGAUCUUGAUGAACCACAAAUUCAACAUUUGCUUCAAUCCGCAGAAGCAAUUCGUAAAGACUAUCCUAAAGAAGAUUGGCUUCAUCUUACUGCCCUUAUCCAUGAUCUUGGUAAGGUUCUUACUCUUCCACAGUUUGGAGGGCUUGCCCAGUGGGCUGUCGUUGGUGACACAUUUCCUGUUGGGUGUGCAUUUGACGAAUCUAACAUACACCACAAGUAUUUUAUGGAAAACCUUGAUUUUAACAAUCCAAAUUACAAUACCAAAACUGGGAUUUAUUCUGAAGGAUGUGGACUAGAAAAUGUUUUCAUGUCAUGGGGGCAUGAUGAUUACAUGUAUCUGGUGGCCAAAGAGAACGAGAGCACUUUGCCAUCCGCGGGAUUGUUCAUCAUCCGAUACCAUUCUUUUUACCCAUUGCACAAGGCUGGAGGUUACACUCACCUUAUGAACGAGGAAGACAAGGAUAAUCUCAAAUGGCUCCAUGUUUUCAACAAGUACGACUUAUACAGUAAGAGCAAAGUACACGUCGAUGUCGAGCAGGUUAAGCCAUACUACAUGUCUUUAAUCAAGAAGGUGAGGAACUUUACUUUCAUCUCGUCUGAAGAUGAAGAAUUAAUACGAUAA